AAAUAGCAAAGUUCGUGAUUAUUUGCAUGUUUAUGACAGUACUAUAAUAAUAUGCUUUUUUUAUAAAAUUCUUGUUUGUAAUUUAAUACUGUGUACAAAAUAGUGAUGAAGAUGAAUAAGCAACUGCGAAGUACUUCUACAGAUGUAUUACAAAAAGUUAUGAAAAGUUCAACUGCACAACUUCUUAUGGGAGCAGUUGCCGGGUGUACCACAGGACAAAUAGCAGUGAAAGUUGGCAGACCAAUAGCUUUGGGAGCCGGUGUAGGUGUACUGGCUAUCCAAAUAGCUAGUUACAAUGGACUUAUAAAAGAUGAUCUUUUAAAAUCAACUACAGAUAAGACAAAAGUUUUACAGACUCAGUACCUACAAAAAGUUCCUGCUGUUUUGAUUAAUGUGAGGCAGUUUGCAAGACACAAUAAACCCUUUGCAUUUGGAUUUUUAGGUGGGCUUCUUAUUGGAAUUUCAACAUAAGGGAAAUAUGUAAUUUUACACAGAUCUUAUUUAAAUAUCUAGUCAUUGAUGUACUCAUCUUUAUUUAUUUGCUGUCAAUUUUAAAUCAACGUGCAAAUUUUAAAAAUAUAAUUAUCAGUCCACCGGA
This is a messenger RNA of Agrilus planipennis (emerald ash borer), 598 nucleotides long. RefSeq lists its product as uncharacterized. The record is from RefSeq and is a predicted model, not a curated record. Bases 106 to 471 code for a protein of 121 amino acids. Lineage: Eukaryota; Metazoa; Arthropoda; Insecta; Coleoptera; Buprestidae. The transcript has 3 exons.